Molecule: messenger RNA, 948 nt
Organism: Cornus florida
Lineage: Eukaryota; Viridiplantae; Streptophyta; Magnoliopsida; Cornales; Cornaceae
Exons: 2
Coding region: 1-948 (315 amino acids)
Source: RefSeq, a predicted model, not a curated record
AUGGGAGGAAGAUGGAUUCUCUUUGGCAUAUUCUGCUCCAGUUUCAUCCCUUUUCAUGUCAGUGCUGCUAAAGCUGCUUGCCAUGACCCUAUGUUUGGGAGUUGCUAUGGCAUCUCUCAUAAUUGCCCAGCUGGUUGUCCUAGUCUGUGUGAGGUAGAUUGCAGACUCUGCAAGCCUUAUUGUGAUUGUGACAAGCCAGGAGCAGUGUGUCAGGAUCCAAGAUUUAUCGGUGGUGACGGGAUCAUGUUCUACUUUCAUGGCAGAAAGGACAAGGAUUUCUGUUUGGUGUCUGAUUCUCAGAUUCACAUAAAUGCUCAUUUCAUCGGCAAGAGAAGCAAGAAAGGAAGAGAUUUCACUUGGGUUCAGUCCGUUGGUAUCUUGUUUGGGCACCAUCAGUUCUAUGUAGGUGCGCAGAAAGUAGCCCAGUGGCAGGAAUAUGCUGAGAACAUGUUGAUUCAGUUGGAUGGAGAAGAGGUCAUGGUACCAGCUUCUGAGGACAAAACAUGGAGGUCACCAGAAACAGGGCUGACAAUCCAACGGUUACCUGAGACUAACAAGAAGUUGAAAGUGAAAGUGGAAGGGUUGUUUGAAAUCACAGCACGCGUAGUUCCAAUUACUCCAGAGGAAUCAAGAGUGCAUGGUUAUGAUGUAACCGAAGAGGAUUGCUUUGCACAUCUGGAGCUGAAUUUCAGGUUCGAGUCACUGAGCAAGAUGGUGGAUGGAGUUUUGGGACAAACCUACAGACCAAGUUAUCAAAGUAGAGUUAAAAUGGCAUCCGCCAUGCCUAUCAUGGGAGGGGCAGAGAAAUUUGCCUCUUCUCAUCUGUUCGCUACCGAUUGUGUGGUCUCAAAAUUCGGGGUGAAAAAAGAGGCAGGUGGAGAUGCAGGGUCAUUGAGUGUAGAAUGUGGAAGUGGUUAUGGGGGGAAGGGAAUUGUGUGCAGAAGGUAA